Messenger RNA from Suillus plorans, 1506 nucleotides. RefSeq lists its product as uncharacterized. The transcript has 4 exons. NCBI's taxonomy places the organism in Eukaryota, Fungi, Basidiomycota, Agaricomycetes, Boletales, Suillaceae. The coding region runs from base 1 to 1506 and encodes 501 amino acids. The record is from RefSeq and is a predicted model, not a curated record.
AUGCGUGCAUUUACUCAACAAGGUGCCGCAAAAAAGCCAAUUCAAAAGAAAAUAGCACCAGUGCCCCCCGAAAACACACAAUAUGUUCCAAACUCACUGUACUUCCUUUCCGAUCUCUCGAGUGAUGAAGACAAUGACAGUAGCGACACCAACAUGGAUCAUAGUGACAAUUGCGAUGGCACCACUGGUCACAUUUCCUCAGCGCUACCUCGAAAGCGCCAGAAACUUGAUGUUCCUUACCGCGAGCAACGAAAACAAAAGCAAGCUGCAAAGCAUGCUGAGCUGGAGCAAGCAUACAAAGAUAUCACAAAGCAUUUGAAGUCGAAGAAGACGGUGUUUGUUGGGGGUCCACAUGGUUUACAGGCACGUUGUGCAUGCACUAUCGAGGUUCACUUGAUGCUUGUGGUGAAGAAUGAGCAUGGUUUCAAGGUAGCCUCAGAGAUGGCUGCAGAGACCAAUGGGUUUGCUGCAAAGUGGGGAGGACACCAGGUCCGUGGUUGGACUCGAGAGUGGAUGCGAAUGAGAACACUCCCAGUCUCACAAUGGGGACGGCAUGCCAAGAUUUCGUCACUUCUCGAUGACCCCGCAAUUGCAUCCGAGCUCUGCACAUUCAUGCGCUCAAACAAAUGGUCAAUGGACCCUCAGAAGCUGGCGAAAUUUAUCAAAAAUGAACUUCUCCCUACUGAAGCAACGAAAUAUCUCGAAUGGCUUGUGCAGAAUGAAAUGCCCCAGGGUCUGAAGAGAUACAUUGAGCUUGAGCUCUUUCCUCGCAUUCACAUGAAGGUUGGGCGUGGAAUGACAACUCAAGCAAAUGAUGGACAAUCAAUGAACUGGGUACCGAACGGCGAGCACAAGCUGAGAAAGAAAGGAGUGGGUCGAGGAUUGCAUCAGAGCAGUAUCAUUUGCUCAACCGUUGGACAUCUUGAGGAAGCAGCACACACCAUCGAGUAUGGCAAGAAUUAUGACGGAUACUGGAAUGGGGAAAUGUUUGUCGAGCAGCUCCGUGACAAAAUCAUUCCAGCAUUCGAACGUGCUCAUGGACCUGGUUACCAGGCAUUGUUCCUCAUUGACAAUUCUCAGGGACACUCAGCAUAUGCAGAGGAUGCAUUGUUGAUCUCGCGCAUGAACGUAAAUCCAGGUGGCAAACAGGCACACAUGAAAGACAGUUGGUUCAUUGAUGCUGGUGGGCAAAAAGUUAUUCAGUCCAUGAUGUUUCCCUCCGAUCACCAUGAUCACCCAAACGAACCGAAGGGCAUCAAGGCCAGAUAUCUGCGCGAGAACUGCGACUACACCUUCGAAACACUCAAAACCAACUUGCCAAAAGCUAUGGCUUCUGUACAUCUCAGCACAAUCCGGUUAUGGGAGCAUCGGAUGCACAGGUGGAUGGAUGCUUAUCGGUCAGGUCUGGAGACGAAAAAAGCACAGUUGCAGGUCAAGGAGUUCAGCUCAAGGAAGUACAAGUCUCAUAGACGUGUUCCGGAGACUGUAGCAUGUCUUUUCGACUGA